Messenger RNA from Sesamum indicum (sesame), 1197 nucleotides. Its product is annotated as NADH:ubiquinone oxidoreductase, 17.2kDa subunit. Gene Ontology annotation, biological process: response to oxidative stress. Gene Ontology annotation, cellular component: membrane; respiratory chain complex I. The record is from RefSeq and is a predicted model, not a curated record. Lineage: Eukaryota; Viridiplantae; Streptophyta; Magnoliopsida; Lamiales; Pedaliaceae.
AUUUGCCCCUGGAAUUCCAAUGCUUGAACCCUCAAACGGAAAAAUGGAGGAAAUUUUUUUAGUAGCUUCAGUCUUCGGACAAUCGUAUUGCCCUAGUAUCAAUCAAGAUUGAUUACUUCGCAUUUUAUCUAGGAAGUGAUAAUCCGAUUGUCGGGCGAUCAUCAGCUCAACGGACGCUGAUUAGUAAAUACGAAUUCCAUUGGCUGUUCUGUUUGAAUUAAUUGAUCAUUAACGACACCCCUUUUGGGUAUUCAUUGAUCUGUUCAGCUGCCGAAGAUUCAGAACUGAGAAAAGGUGUAAUGUCGAGGCUGUGGGCGAGGUUCUCAGGGCUGUUCAGCAGUAGAACGUUGGUUGGAAUGGAUAAAACUGGCAACCGGUACUUCGCAAGAACUGAGGAAAUCGACGGUGUCAUGAAGGAGAAGAGGUGGGUAGUAUUUAAAGGAGAGCAGGAUCCCACGUCGGUUCCUGUUGAAUGGAUAUGUUGGCUGAAUGGACAGCGCAAGAAAGCUCCGACUCCAGAGGAAAUGGCUGAGCUAGAGGCAAGGAGAGAACGUGUUAAACUGAAUGUUGCUCUGCUCAAGAAGGAAGAGGAAGAACGGAAAGCCAAAGAAGGCAAAGCCACAAGCAUUGGUAAAGCUGCUGGCCCUGACUUGAAAAGUUUCAUUCGACAGUUUCCUACUGAUUCAGAAGGUAAUAAAAUUGAGGAAGCAACUGACUCAAAGGAUGUACCAAGUGAUAAGAACUCCAAAGAAUCCCAGAAACCAAAAGAAGUCCCGGAGUACAUCAGAAAACAGCCAGAGUCUUCGGAGCCAACUGGUUCUGGUGAAACCUUCAGACCUGGGACAUGGCAGCCACCAACAUAACCGACGAUCAGCAGUAAAUACUCGCAGACACCAUUUGUUGGCAACUCUUGAUUUUCACAACCAUUACGUCCUUCUCGAACGAUUCCUUCAGCAACAAGAGUCAUUUCCAAAUUUUCUGUGUUCAAGAACUUUGUUCUGUUUCUGAACAUUCAGCAAAUUGGAUACGUCAAUCCUUGUAUGCUAGUCUGUUACCUACUAAAAUAUUGUGGGAGGCUCAAGUACUUGUAAUAACCAAAAGGAAAAGUUUUGGAGUGUUAUUUAUCUAUUUAGGCAAUGUAUGUACUGCACUGAUAGUAAUAAUGGGAGGAGAAAACUAUGAAAAGGUUUCAAAUCA